Molecule: messenger RNA, 798 nt
Organism: Linum tenue
Lineage: Eukaryota; Viridiplantae; Streptophyta; Magnoliopsida; Malpighiales; Linaceae
Source: the annotation of a GenBank genome assembly
AGCAAUAGGCCCAACUGUCAAUCACCGAAGCCCAGUGUGCUCGGCCUGCUGGCCAGUCCAAUUAUAGCUUGGCCGCCGUAUCAUCGUCGUCACGGGAAACAGUUUCCAUUCCAUUUUUGCCAGUUCAGACACUCUACGGGCGAAUUCCACAACAAUCUCCGACGCACAAAUUACUCGGACACAAGGGGAAAAUGUCGAUUUCGCAGAAGCUCAGGAUGUUCAUCGUCCAGGAACCCGUGAUAGCAGCCUCAUGCAUCAUCGGCGGCAUCGGUCUUUUCCUUCCUGCAUUUGUUAGGCCCAUGCUAGACUCCUUCGAAGCAGGGAAGGAAGUAUCUCCGCCUCCGUUGAGUGAUGUGGUCGCCGGCGUCACUGGUAAAAAGCAGUGAUGAAUCAUUCGUUCAAAACAGGCAAAGAACUCGAGGAUUGCGACCAAACCCUUGGAGCAGUAUGGUUUAAGAACUAAGGAUUUACCCUUUUUUUUUUUUGGAUAACCUGCAUAUUCAGCCUAGCAUUGGCAGUUUUUGGUGCAUGAUUUAUGAAUAAGAAUGCCUAGACUGGAGAUUUUCUGUGUGGAGUUUGCUUUUCCCAGUGAUAGACUGGAAAUGCUGGUUGGAUUGCUCAACAAUUGGUUUGAAGGUCAGCUCAUUUCGAGUUAACAUGUCUCUUAUUAUCAGAAAGGUGUAGUCUUUAGGUCAUGGAGCCUUUGUUUCCCUACUUGAAAUGUUAAUUUCUACUUGAAUAAGAUUGGACUUCGCUAUACUCUUGAUUACUGUUAUAUAUCUAGGCAUAUUGGGGAGG